This is a messenger RNA of Microthlaspi erraticum, 1620 nucleotides long. NCBI's taxonomy places the organism in Eukaryota, Viridiplantae, Streptophyta, Magnoliopsida, Brassicales, Brassicaceae. The record is from the annotation of a GenBank genome assembly.
AUGACUGAAGACGAAGACGGUGGUGCAGUUAAUACGGGAACAUUAAACCCUCAGUUGUAUCUUCAAGAUGAGGUGGAGUUACUUCUCGGGACGUGGAACAGAGAGGACAAUGGGAAGUGGAUCUUCGAACACGACCCAAUGCUAGCUCCCAAAACCAUUCAACUUCAGACAAAACUCUCUUAUGCGGCUCUUGUCUCGCUCGUGAAAGGAACACUUCACCUUCUGGCGAAAAAUAUAUCCAUCAAACUGGCGUAUCAAUAUCCACCAUGGAUGGCAAUAGAUGAUGGCGAUGGAUCCACCCCACAGUACAUAACAGAUGACCACAAAGUUGAGGUAUUUAUCCAGAUGAGGCGACACGUCGAGGAAGUAAACCUCUGCGUCACGGUCACACGUCAUAUCGGAGCUAUGAUGGCAGAUGAUGAGCGGAUACGUUGUAGUCAGUAUCAACAACCACUUACAACAGCGGAAGAUGAUGGGAUAGGUGGUCAGUCGGACGGAGAAGGAACCGAUGAAGAGUGGCAUCGAUUUGCAAUGUCCAAAACUCCACUAACAGCUCCGCUCACCGCUCCACUAACCGCUCCUCAAGGAACGAGAGCAGAGGACGAGCAAGUCGUUCCAACUCUACAUGGUGAGAAGACAGUCCCAGGACAUAAGAGAGGCAGAGACGAAGGGAUUUCUAUUCGCGAAGGCGAACCCAUUAUCCGUCUAUCCAAUGUCGAAUGUGAUCCUCGUGAUGAAGGGAAGGCGAUUGCGGCAGAUUUUGAAAGCGAUUCAGACAGCGACGGUCCAAGAACGCAUGGUGCAAGAAGGCAAUUGUUCUCCAAGGACGAAGGCACGGAAGGAGAAAAAUCAGAGGAGCCUUUCCCCGGUGAUACUUCAUCUGACACGCCGUCUGGAGCUAGAGAAAAUAUCCCAUACAAUCCAUGGGGACGAUUCGACGAAGCGUUACACUAUAUCCUUUGCGAUAUCAGUGCCAAUCCGGCCAUGUUAGGCAGGGAUGCUCCACCAGUUUUCCCCAUUGGCGUUGAAGAUGCUGUUGAUUCAGCGCUUGCCGACGUGCGUUAUGAGGGUGAUAAACUUUUCGUUGGUCGAGUAUUCAAGUCGAAAACGGAUUGCAAACUUAAGAUCGCUAUUCAUGCUAUCAAUAGGAGGUUUCACUUUCGCACAACGAGGUCAAGCCCAACAUUUAUGGUCAUGAAGUGCAGCUGCCGAACAUCGCCCAACCGCGCAGUCCGGCUGGCCGAGGAACGAAUGUUCCGCGCUCGGCCAAAUCUCGUCCGUCCGUCUGAAGUCUCGGCCAAAGUCCAAAACCGUUCGGCCGCGCGCAAGUCACGACCCGGGAAACUAUUGCCCGCGGUCGGCCACGCCACGCCACGACCGCGCACGACCAAACCGCGCGAGCCGGGAGUAACGCCUCGCGGCCGCGCAACUCAUCUCGCGUACCACGCACGAACGCGCCGUCCGACCCGGAAACUACGUUCUGCGUCCGGCCAAGAUUCACCGUUCCGACUCGGCCACAUACCGAUUGUCCGGCCGAUCGUCCCGCACGACCGUCCCAACGCCGCGGUCGACCCGAAGCCCUUUUUGAAGCCCAAACUUAUGUUUUCAAGCCCGGCUUAA